AUGGCUAUUGUACUUGGCGUUUCGAAUACAGUGUUAAGUCCCAAUACUACUAUUGUCAUCUUCGUAAUCAGUUUGGCAAUCUUCCUGUCUGCGUUCUUGAUUGGUUCAGCUAUUAGUACAGGUUCAUUGGAUAAAGCAAGAGAUAUCUUGUUAUCAUUUGGUGUCAUAUGGGCUGUUAUUGUGAUCAUUAUGAUCAUACUAGACGCUGUGGGAGUAAAG
Schistosoma turkestanicum is the source of this 219-nucleotide messenger RNA. The record is from the annotation of a GenBank genome assembly. Lineage: Eukaryota; Metazoa; Platyhelminthes; Trematoda; Strigeidida; Schistosomatidae.